AUGAGCACAGCAAAGAGCAGUAAGAUGCUCCAGUUUAUCAAUUACAGGAUGCGAGUUACCAUCCAAGACGGAAGAGUCUUGGUUGGUAGAUUCUUGGCAUUCGACAAACACAUGAACAUAGUUCUAUGCGAUGCUGAGGAGUUCAGAAGGAUCAAGCAGAAAGGAAAGGAGGACAGAGAAGAGAAGCGCGCAUUGGGUCUGGUGCUCAUCAGAGGUGAGACUGUCAUCUCGUUGUCAGCCGAGUCGCCCCCUCCCGAAGAGGCAAAGGCCAAGGCUCCACCUCAGGUGCCAGGCGGCCCUGGAGUUGGACGCGCAGUUGGUCGUGGCAUGGCUCCAUCGUCAGCAGCAGGCAACGCAGGUCUCACAGGACCAGUCAGAGGCGUUGGCACAGGUGCACCGGGCGCAAUGAUGCCCGGUCGUGGUGGCUUCAUGGGACCCCCACCAGGCGGUAUGCCUCCCGGUGGAAUGGGUCGUGGUGGCUUCCCACCCGGCAUGGGACCACCUCCACCCGGUAUGCCUCCAGGAGGCAUGCCACCAGGCAUGGGACCUCCAGGCGGUCGUCCAGGCUUUAUGCCACCUCCUCCAGGUAUGAUGCCUCCAGGAAUGAUGCCACCCGGUGGUUUCCCUCCAGGCAUGAUGCCCCCUGGAAUGGCGCCCCCAGGUAUGGCUCCAGGUGGUAUGCCACCCGGCAUGGGACCUCCAGGCGGUCGUCCCGGCUUUAUGCCACCUCCUCCAGGUAUGAUGCCUCCACCCCCAGGUAUGAGAGGAUUCCCCCAACAAGAG
Messenger RNA from Acytostelium subglobosum LB1, 783 nucleotides. RefSeq lists its product as hypothetical. The annotation marks the transcript as partial. The transcript is spliced from 2 exons. Gene Ontology annotation, cellular component: U2 snRNP; catalytic step 2 spliceosome; U2-type prespliceosome. Gene Ontology annotation, molecular function: RNA binding. Gene Ontology annotation, biological process: mRNA splicing, via spliceosome. The record is from RefSeq and is a predicted model, not a curated record. NCBI's taxonomy places the organism in Eukaryota, Evosea, Eumycetozoa, Acytosteliales, Acytosteliaceae.